Messenger RNA from Acyrthosiphon pisum (pea aphid), 703 nucleotides. Its product is annotated as brain protein 44-like. Lineage: Eukaryota; Metazoa; Arthropoda; Insecta; Hemiptera; Aphididae. Gene Ontology annotation, cellular component: mitochondrial inner membrane. Gene Ontology annotation, biological process: pyruvate import into mitochondria. The record is from RefSeq and is marked provisional.
UCAAGUUCAUAUUAUAACUAAUAACUUGCCCAGUGACAAUUAUUACUCUAUUUACCAAUAAUUGCUGUGACCUGUGACACAGUUAUUAAUCAAAUAAUACGUCCUGUUACUUAAAGAGUCGAUCGUUGAAGAAAAUCCUUAUUUCCUAGAUCAUGUCGGUCGUCUACAAAGCCGUAAUUUCAGCAGCCGACAAAGUUGUACCACGGGGCUUGAGGCCACUUUGGGAACAUCCGGCGGGUCCAAAGACUAUUUUCUUCUGGGCACCCGCAUUUAAAUGGGGCUUAGUUAUUGCUGGCAUUGGAGACAUAACUCGUCCAGCAGAAAAAAUUAGCAUAUCUCAAUGCUCAGCAUUAGCUGCUACCGGUAUCGUGUGGUCACGAUAUUCACUCGUCAUCAUACCAAAAAACUGGAGCUUAUUUAGCGUUAAUGUUUUUGUGGGUGCUACAAAUUUAUACCACUUGGUCAGAGCUUUUAUGUACCAGCAAGAACAAAAGAAGGCAUUGGAAAAUGGCAGUAAAAGUGAUAGUUAUCUUUAAUGUGCAUUAAAAUGUAUAAUUCAAUGAUAAAAUAAUUUUAAUAUGUUUUUGUUGUAUAAAUAAAUAGAUUAUUAUUUAAUCUCAAUAAGGAUGAAUAUAUUAUUUGUCCCAUUGAAAAAAUAAUAAAAUCGCUAUCAUAAUGAAAUAAAUGACAAAUUCUAAUAAUG